Molecule: messenger RNA, 1140 nt
Organism: Propithecus coquereli (Coquerel's sifaka)
Lineage: Eukaryota; Metazoa; Chordata; Mammalia; Primates; Indriidae
Source: the annotation of a RefSeq genome assembly
AUGACCAACAUCCGAAAAAACCACCCUCUAAUCAAAAUUAUAAACAGUUCAUUUAUUGACCUUCCAGCUCCAUCUAAUAUCUCCUCAUGAUGAAACUUCGGCUCCCUUCUAGGAGCCUGUCUAGCCCUCCAGAUUAUUACAGGGUUAUUCCUAGCAAUACACUACACAGCAGACACAACAACUGCAUUCUCCUCCGUUACCCAUAUCUGCCGAGACGUAAACUACGGGUGAGUAAUUCGAUACCUCCACGCCAACGGAGCAUCUAUAUUCUUCCUAUGUUUAUUCAUCCAUGUAGGCCGAGGACUAUACUACGGCUCUUUCGUACUAUCAGAAACUUGAAACAUCGGAAUUAUUCUACUCUUCACGGUAAUAGCCACAGCCUUUAUAGGGUAUGUCCUCCCAUGAGGACAAAUAUCCUUCUGAGGCGCCACAGUAAUUACCAACCUACUUUCAGCAAUCCCCUACAUCGGCACCAACCUAGUCGAAUGGAUCUGAGGCGGUUUCUCCGUCGAUAAAGCUACACUAACCCGAUUCUUCGCUUUCCACUUUAUCUUACCUUUCAUUAUCACAGCCUUAGUCAUAGUGCACCUCCUCUUUCUCCACGAAACAGGAUCUAAUAACCCACUAGGCAUUCCAUCAAACCCCGACAAAAUCCCAUUCCACCCUUACUACACAAUUAAAGACCUACUAGGACUUAUUCUCCUCAUUCUCCCACUCAUAACCCUAGUAUUCUUUUCUCCCGACCUCCUAGGAGACCCUGACAACUACACCCCAGCCAACCCCCUCAGCACUCCACCCCAUAUUAAACCAGAGUGAUACUUCCUAUUUGCCUAUGCUAUCCUACGAUCCAUUCCCAACAAACUAGGAGGAGUACUAGCCCUAAUCUUCUCCAUCUUAAUUCUAGCUAUUAUCCCCUUACUCCAAACAGCUAAACAACAAAGCAUGAUAUUCCGACCUCUAAGCCAAUGCCUAUUCUGAAUCCUAGUAGCCGACCUAUUCACCCUUACCUGAAUUGGAGGGCAACCCGUUGAACACCCUUUCAUCACCAUCGGCCAAGCAGCAUCUAUCCUAUAUUUCUCCCUUAUCCUCAUUGCUAUACCAACAGUAAGCCUAAUAGAAAAUAAAAUACUUAAGUGAUAG